AUGUCUGCAAUUUCCUGUGUCACAAUUCCCUCCGGCGAAGAUGAUACAGUUCAAGGAAUGGUGGAUCAUGUGGCCCGGCCCGCAAGGAGAUACCAUUCGGGCUACUGGCGAUCUGCAAGUUACAUCAUUGGGGCUGGGUCUUUAGAGAGGUUCGCAUACUUCGGAAUAGGUUCGAAUCUGAUUACUUACCUCACGGGCCCGCUCAGGCAGUCGACUGCAUCGGCUGCCGCCAGCAUAAAUGUAUGGUCCGGCACUGGUUUGUUGCUUCCGCUUUUCGGUGCUCUUGUGAUCGAGUCGUAUUUGGGCCGGUACCGAACCAUAGUGCUUUCAUCCCUGCUCUAUAUCUUGGCACUUGGAUUGUUGACUACAUCUGCUUUCAUCCUCCGACAAGGAGGCGGCUUCGACACAAAUCUGCAGGCCCCACGCCCGCUCGACAUUUUGUUCUUCUAUGUCUCGUUGUACUUGAUGGCGAUCGGGCAAGGGUUGCACAAGCCUUGCAUUAUGGCCUUCGGGGCCGAUCAAUUCGACGACCGAGACCCCGUGGAGUUAAAAAGUCGUGGCUCGUUUUUCAAUUGGUGGUAUUUUGCCUCGUGCGCGGGUCCCCUGGCUGCCCUUUUGGUCUUGAACUACAUUCAAGAUAACGUGAGUUGGGGCAUCGGUUUUGGUAUCCCUUGUGUUGCUAUGGCAAUCGGGCUCGGAAUAUUAAUGCUCGGAGCCAAGUUUUAUCGGUAUCGGGUGAAGACGGACGAGAGUUGUGCGCUUAUGAGAGUUGGGCGAGUCCUUGUUAAAGCGGCUACGAAUUGGAGAAUUCUAUCUUCGACAAGUGCUUGUGACGAAGAAGAGGAGGAUUCGAUGCCUCAUCUUCGUACUCGGCAAUUCAAGUUUCUCAACAAGGCAUUACUAACUCCGAAUGUAUCUACGGACCACGACCCCACCCGAAACACCGAGGAUGCCCGACCACUCUCCAAACUCCUCCCCUUGUGGGCCACGUCCCUCCCGUUCGCCCUCGUCAUGGCCCAACCCUCGACCCUCUACACCAAACAAGCCAUCACCAUGGACCGGGCCCUCGGCCCGAACCUCGACCUACCCGCGGCCUCCCUUCAAUACACCGUCGGCCUCACCAUCAUACUCUCCAUCCCGAUCUACGACCGAGCCCUCGUCCCCCUCGCCCGUCUAAUUACCAAAAUGCCCUCCGGCCUCACGCCCCUCCAAAGAAUCGGCACCGGCAUGUUCCUAUGCACCGUGUCCGCGGCCACGGCCGCCCUCGUCGAGCACAGGCGGCUCGAAAUCGCUUCGCUUCACGGAUUGUCCGAUCUCCCGAGCGCGCGGGUCCCGAUGAGCUUUUGGUGGCUCGUACCUCAAAACGUGGUGUACGGUGUGGCGGACGUGUUUGCGUUGGUCGGGCUUCAAGAGGUGUUUUACGAUGAGGCGCCGUGCGGGUUGAAGGCCGUGGGCUUGUCGGUUUAUUUGAGCAUAAUCGGGAUCGGGAGCUUCUUGAGCAGUUUCUUGAUUUGCGUGAUUCAGAGGGCGACGAGCGAGGGGGGGCGGGUCGGGUGGUUCGCGGAUAAUACGAACCGGGCGCAUUUGGACUAUUUCUAUUGGUUGCUUUGUGGGUUGAAUGCAGUGGGUUUUCUGGGGUUUGUGUGUUGUGCCAAGUCUUUCACUAGCAACGGUCACCGUGUGGUGGGUACUUAG
Molecule: messenger RNA, 1695 nt
Organism: Striga asiatica
Lineage: Eukaryota; Viridiplantae; Streptophyta; Magnoliopsida; Lamiales; Orobanchaceae
Source: the annotation of a GenBank genome assembly